AUGUCAGAUUUUACUGAAUUAAGGAUAGUGAAUUACAUGAGUCCCGCUCAUCCUGUGGAUUUAUAUGUACUGAUAAUGGAAAUGUUAGAGAGUGAGUUAGGGUGUUAUGCCACCCUUCAAUAUGAGAGUCGGAGCCCUGGACCCAUACCUGAGCGGCCUAAUCCCUUCACAAAUAAUAAAGUUGACUUAGGUUUCAUGUCGGCAGCAUCGUAUAUGGAAUUACGUAAAAAUAAAGCGGAAUAUGUAGAACUGCUUCCUGUGACUCCCGUGUUCGCUCACCAGAUGAAUAUAGACAAUAAACCGGGCUACUUCUCAGAUAUUAUUAUCCACCGCGAUAAAAUUGCUCACAACGUAAAUACUUUAUUGGACUUAAGAGGCUGUACAUUCGCGUAUAGCAAUGGUGAAUCUCUUAGUGGACUCAAGAUCGUAUUAAAGACAUUAAAGGAAAAGGGAGAGAAUGCCUCAUUUUUUGGAUCUCAUUUAAGAUCUGGAUCCCACCUAGCGUCUGCUCAGAUGGUUCUAACAAAACAAGCUGAUUGUGCGGCUGUAGAUUCAACAACGUUAUUGUAUUCAAAGAAGUUUAUGCAGGACGGCGGUAAAGACAUUGUAACACUGGAAACAUUAGGACGAUUACCUCCCUACGCUAUAGUUGUGAACUCAAGAUUACCCGAUAAUUUGAAAAAGGCAAUGACAGAGGCGUUACUAACAGUUCCAUGUGAUCUGUAUUAUAAGCGUCAAUUCGCCAAGUACGGUCUGAUCAAGUUCGAUACUAACAGCGAUGGUGCUUACGACGGGGAGGUUGCACAGAUGUGGUCCAUCCAGGACCAAAAACUCACCGUACCAUAUUAUUAG
Danaus chrysippus (African queen) is the source of this 852-nucleotide messenger RNA. The record is from the annotation of a GenBank genome assembly. NCBI's taxonomy places the organism in Eukaryota, Metazoa, Arthropoda, Insecta, Lepidoptera, Nymphalidae.